GUGCCGGCCUUUGUGAAGAGAUCCGUGUUUGAAUUUUCCUCGAAUGUGGAGCUGUUCUCGUUCCAUGGUCGUCCCAGUUACAGUGCCCUAGAAGGUGUAGUAGAAAAUGCGCCCCCUUUCCAUGAGGCUGUUGAGGAUGCCGCUGAGGGCGCUCGUGUAGUCACGUCGAGCAGAAACCGGCGCGGUGGUUAUGCGGAGGUGCCGACGUGUCGCACUUCACGAACUCGUUAUUAAUUUAUGUCUGUAUGAAGUGCUGUGCUUCGUUUGUACGUUGGUUCUUUCACGAAGCUUUUGCCACACGCCAAAUGAGAAUAAACGCGAAAGUUGCUGUAAAAAAGGCUCUUUUCUGGUCGUUCGUUGGGCCGCAUGAGCAUGCGCCCUUCAGUCAACUGGCAUAUGCCACAUAAAACACAGAGCACACGCACUAAAGAAAACUGGUUUAUGCUUUCUGGUAUAGAAUGAUUUCAGUCUCGGACUCUGUAAAAGUGGCUGACAAGAAGUACAAAAGACACAAUAGACCGUAAUACUCACACAAUAUGAAUAACAAAAAAGCACAAUAAAAAUGCAGACGCCACAUUAGAUACACUUGAUGUCAAACCCAAAAUUCAUCAUUGGUUAUUAAAAAUUAGGAACAAGUUACGUGCAGCGACCAAGCUUCAGAUAUUUUGCACGAUCACAUUUCUGUGCUUUUGGCGCGAUUUAGUGACUUCACAAAAGAAUGGAACUAGGGGUCACACAAAAUGCAAUUACUUCAGUGGUCUGGGCUUUGCACCUGUUCCUGCGUACUGAAGAGCCCGUCAACACAUUUUCUAAGUUUUGCACAAACCUAUAAGCAUAAAGCCUGUAGGGUUCCGCCCCCUGAACCCAACACAGGUGUUGGACCCGACCCGUCAAACCCGCAACCCAGUGAACACAGAGGCAGAAUGCAGAACGAACAAACCAAAUAUUGUUCUCAAACAAUGACUUACAUUUUGCAAAACCUUGAACUACUCGUUCCAGCACAGACAAAAUGCACCACUCACGUCCCUCUUCACAGUCGAAAGGCUUCUCUUCAGCUUCGCUGGCCAACUGCCUCACACCCACUGCCGCAGCAGGUUAAGCGUCCCCCUUUAUCACUUCCCGGAGCUAUCAGGUCGCAUCGGUGCCUUGCCUGAUGCGCCCCCUACCACACUCUCCUCCCCUCAAAGUAGUCACAGUUAUUAAAUGUCCGGGAGGUUCAAGAGGUCGUCAUCGGAGACCCUGGCCGGCAGAGUGGUUGUUCGUGACGGAUGACAUCCACCGCCGCCUAGAUAUCCUAGGGGCCCAAAACCGGUUGGCGGCACAGGGAGGUUGAGUUGUAUGCGGCUGGCAUGUAGAGCACUUUGUCGGUGAAUUUCUUGGCUGACCAGAAGGAUCUGACACACAAGUCAGAGUCUCUCAUGUUCCUCCAGAGUAUAAGAAGCAGGGGCUCCGAGGACGGCUGGGCAGCAGAUGUGCUACUGGCAAGCUGCUGCAACAAUAAAGCGAAGAGAGCUGUCAUCUGCCGAAGCAGGUCAUCCACUACUGGCAGGUCCUCCUCGUAGAUGGACUCGAGAUGCUUCUUGGCCGGCAUGGCCAGCACACGCACGCUCCUGAACUACAAGCAAAAACAGCAGAAGCGACAGCGAGCAAAGGCACAAAGCGACAAGUGCUAAGAACAAGACAGCAAUGUGCUUGCUGUCCGUGUUCCUGGGCGCGCAGCAAGAUGGGUCGGCCCUACGUUGGGCGCCAAAUUGUACGCGCCCCUUAGCGAUGCAGCGAAAGGCUUUGCUGCCUCCCUCGCUGAUCGAUGGGAUGUUCCUUAUCAGGUAAACGCGUAGCUAACUCCGGUGGCUUACAGGCUCCUUACGCUCCCUACCACAAGCCUGAUGGAUGCAACAGGCCCUCUUUAUCCUUUGGCUGUGUCAGCCCAGCUGCCUGCAGGUUCUGCAUGUCAUUCUUGUCAGCAAGCAGCAGCUUCCUACACAUGUCACAGGAAUUUUCAGGCAACGUAGCCAGCUAUAUAAAAAAUAAGUCUCUGAUCGCAAUUCUUGAUGAUACACAUCCAGCAUGGUCUGUUGACUUCUCAAUUGCAGGUUCAGCACUACUGAGGUAAUCAUCUCCAAUGAGCUUGUGUGUCAGAACCUGCUUUGCACAUUUGUGUUCCUCUACAUCAUUUGUACUGAGCAGAGCAUUUGACAUGCUGGGCUCUGCAUUACCAACAGAUUUAGUUUCACUGCCACUGGUUUCUCUCCCAAACCUUUCGACGACUUUCGUCUUUGGGCGCUGCAAACUGCAAACAUGGAAAGUUUCCGUCCAUUAUCCGAACGAUAGCCGGUGUAGCCAGUCUUGUGGCCCAGCGAGAAGCAAUGGAUGUCAGCUUUCUUCUUUUCCAUCGCGCACCACCUCACAUAAAUACCGCCAAAGAGAAACAGCAAUUUCACUAUUGUUUUUUCAUUAUUUCAAUUGUAGUAUUUUGCAAAAAAAAAGUGUCCUCUCAGAGCCACCAAAGCAUCACGCCAAUACGGCAGAAACCGGUAGAAACACUGCAGAAGUCAACAGCACUUCCUAGUUUCUCCUCGAGAAUUCGACAGCAGCGUCAGCGGAGCCAGCAGCAGCCGUGAGUUCAUUCUCCCUCAGCUAUUGGGCAGGAAUCGGCCCGCUCUUUCCACUUCAGUGAAACCUCGUUAAUACGUACCAGCUUAAGCCGUAAUACCGCUUAAACAGUAGUUGCGCUGAAUCCAAAAUAAUGGAAAGCAAAUUGAAAGGCUGGUAUCAGAAACGGAUAACAAAAACAAAAAUAUAGCAGUAACGAAAACGAUAAUGGUAACGAAAAUACGGCUGUUACCCUUCCAUGGUCGGGCCAUGUGACUGGUAUGAUUGAGCUGGAGUGACCCAGCAACGAACUCAACCUCAACAAGUGCGUUGCUCAACCUUCGUUCAACGUCUGGAACUGCCUCACCGGUUGUAAGAACCACCCUAGGUGGCAUCUUGCUGACAAAAGAAGUCACAAAAGCUGAGACUCUUUGGUGCAUGAAUGCCAUAAUGACACACACCUCUUCACUCUGCCGCAGCCUCGGCUCUGCUAUUUCCGUUGAUGUUUCCGUCGUGCAAAGAUGAAAUUGGGAAAGGAUAAAGUCGGCUACACAAUUUGCUGUGAAAUCGUCCCAUACUUCCAAAAGCAGUUGCUAUCAACCCUCCUUCGUGCACUAUUCUUGAUAGUUCCAUUUCAUGAGUCAUUGAACAAAUUGGCUGAGAAAGAACAGAUGGACGUGCUUGUCAGUUACUGGGACACAAAUAACUCCACAGUGAGGACACAAUACCUCACAUCGUGUUUCCUUGGCUAUACACGUGCAGAUGACCUAGUUUUCACUUUCGUGAAGCAUGAAAGAGAAAAGAGUACUCUACAUAUCAAUGGGUGGACCCAAUGCUGACAUCAAGUUUCUAAGGACCAUCAGCACAGAGAUCAGAGAGUCUGGGGAAGGCCACCACAUCCUAGACAUUGGAAGUUGUGGCUUACGUGUCCUCAAUGGGGCCUUCAAAACAGGCUAUUCUGCAACACAUUGGAGCAUAAGAGUUUUUCUUCGCAGUGCAUAUGAUCUCUUCAAGUGUGCACCUGCACGUCAUGUGGACUACAUUCAUUUGACAGGGAGUACUCUCUUCCCUCCCAAGUUCUGCACUGUGCAGUAUGUGGAGAAUAGGAAGGUCAUCUUGAGGGCACUCGCGUUGCUUUUAAAUUUACUCAUGUAUGUUGAUUGCUAAAAAAACAUGUCUGUGACGCCAGUCUGUACCAACUGUGAUUCAGAAGGCGGUCCCGGUUAAACUCUAAUUCAUGUUGUGAAUCGCCGAAGAGCCAUUUCUUGCAGAAUUCCAGACUGACAAACCGAUGCUUCCAUUUGUGGCAGGUGCGCUGGAAAGUAUUUUGAGGUCUCUUCUGGCCAGAAUUCUGAAGAAGCACGCUCUGAACACUGCACACACGCUUCCAAAGUUGUUAAAAGUGGACUUUGACAAUCCCGACAGCAUUAUUUCUGUGGCAGCUUUUGACAUGGGGCUUAGUGUGAAAACUGGGCUUCGCAAGAUUCCCAAGGAGACGCAGCUUACCAUGUUGAACUUCAGGAAGCUUCCAUCGCCUUCGUCAAGGCAUGUUAAAACAAAACUUAUUGAUAGGUCACCUUUGAAGAACAACCUCACAAGGGGUGCGAGCUGUUUGGACCCAGCUUGUGCAUUGCCCCAGGAAGUGGGCCAGAAACAACUCACUCUUGCUCUUGAGGUGCUCACAGAGAAUGAGUGGUUGACCAGCCUUGGAGCUGAGCAGGCCCAGCAUUCCUGUAUCAAGAUCAGCGUGACGUCACCCACUUUUGCGGCUUCUUAUUGCGAGGACGAGGAGAGGGAGAGCCAUUGCUUGCACUAAGUAGCUUGAUGUAAUGGAGUUCGUGGUGAGGAUCCCUCUCAUCAAAAGAAGGAGGGCGAGCAUGACUGGCGCACGCACAUCACAGUGGAACGGCCUCUGUCACCUCCUUGGCCAGUUCGUGUCAUCAGUCAAGGCAAGAAAAGGCAUUCUGGCUGGGACCACAAAUAAAUUCAUACGAAUUAUUUUGCGGUCCCGGCAUCCAAAAACUUGUGUCAUCUGUGAUCGUAUCAUCGAGAUUCUACUGUGUGUGAAGCAUAGUACGAGGCCUCGUUGAUUCAGGGGAUAAUUGACGCUCUCAAAAAAUAGAACUUAUAUUGGGGGAAUAUUAAAGACAUGUUAAUUUUACGUGGAGUGUCCUCAACCUGUUUUUGGUUCUGCUGUCUGUCAAUGAAUGUGCCUUUUUUCCAUUGCGAACAACUUGUAUAUCACAUUUUACGAACAGAGUAAUCAACGCAGGAAUGCAGGAACCAGUUUUGUGGAUCACUUAUCAUUGCGAGCACUCAGCGUUUGUUUGUCUGAGGUAUUGCGUCUUCUUUCGAUGCACCCGUCAUGUAAAAAAUUGUCCACUAUACAGGUGCCCCACACAUGUUGUGCAAAAUCACCCGGGCCACUCUAUAGUUUGUGCUUGGCAACGCAACUGGUCUUAAUCACAUGAUAGCAAUGACUGAUAGACAGAAACCUUGGCUAUGGCGUGGGAAUCCGCUGUGUUCAGUCAGGGAAUUAGGAGAUUAAUAUUGCUGCGCAACACAUGACUGCACAUACUUACAAAUACGUAGUGUGGUACUAAACAAAAUGUGUGCCACACAUGUCAGAAUCUAAGGGUCUACAUGCUUGGGAUGCACAGGCAAAGGCAACUUCACUGUGGUGCAAUGAUUGCCGUUUGAAUGAGAUGUUCGUUGCUUCCGCUAGUGCAUUGGAAAACACAAAACCUCUGUUUCCUUAUUACAGUUACAAAAAUUGUGCUCCUUA
Molecule: messenger RNA, 5377 nt
Organism: Ornithodoros turicata
Lineage: Eukaryota; Metazoa; Arthropoda; Arachnida; Ixodida; Argasidae
Exons: 3
Coding region: 3884-4408 (174 amino acids)
Source: RefSeq, a predicted model, not a curated record